Molecule: messenger RNA, 1398 nt
Organism: Fonsecaea pedrosoi CBS 271.37
Lineage: Eukaryota; Fungi; Ascomycota; Eurotiomycetes; Chaetothyriales; Herpotrichiellaceae
Exons: 1
Coding region: 1-1398 (465 amino acids)
Source: RefSeq, a predicted model, not a curated record
AUGUCAGUUUCCCUCACCAAGACCUCUCGUAAGAGCGCUCGGCUACAAGAGAAACAAGCUGCGAGCCAACAAGGCACUGCAAGAGGAGGACCGACGAGCUCAUUGCAGAAACCAGUAAUCAGACAAUCCAAGUGUCGUAACGAGAAGGACAAGACCCCCGUGGACACCGAAGACGAACUCGACCUAUCCGCGAAGCGUCCGAGACACAGGCGAGCGCAACGCACUGAGACAAGAACUGGACCUGAUAGGGAAAACCUCGUUGAGAGUUGGUUGGAAAAGUUGAAUUGGUCUCGCAGGUCCUCAACAGAGAACGAAGCCCGAAUCUCUGAAGCAUCAUUCAAGAUGCCCCGCAAACCUCCUGCCGUGCUUCCGUCUCCGGACAACAGUUUCGAAAGAUCGAUCUCCACAUCCAGAAAAUCUGAGAGAUCCGCUGCGAAUGUUCAUGACGCGGAUUAUCGACAGUUGUUACGCGAUCGCAAUAUUUAUAUCAAUCGUGAAGACCCACCCCCCGGGUUGAAACACCGGGCACGGAGAAUAAUAUCACGGUCUCGAACAUCUCCUGAGAUGGAUGAUGAGGCCGUUCAACAACUGAUAAGGACAAGCCGACGGGUUGAGGAGGAGGGUGAAGAAGCUAUUGUACUACAAUUAGCUCCGGACCUGAUUCCAGCUAUGAAGAUACUUCCGGAUACACGAUUGGCAUCUAAUGCCGAUCAACCGUGGAACAAUUCUGUUCCUAUCCCGCUCGAUACGUCUAUUCUGACCAAUCCACUCCCCUUACCUAAACCGAAACCAGACCUAGCCUUUGGUUACUCUGAGGCGGCGUUUACCCGAAACCAACUAGGGACAAUUGGUCUUCUCGUUGACGAUCAGUUCGGCAGAAGCUAUGCCGUCCCAGACCAGAAGGUUCGAUUUCCAUUCCUGGAGAUCGAGUUCAAAUCACAGGCUCAGAACGGAACUCACUAUAUCGCAACGAAUCAGGCUGCUGGUGCUGGAGCCGUCGCAUUAAACGGCUAUAUAGACCUCAUACAGCGUAGCUUCGGCAUGGAAGAAUUUGAUUAUGAAGAGCCACGAUAUUUCUCGGUCACUAUAGACCAGCAACUUGCUUGUGUGAACGUACACUGGCUGAGAGCGCCGGCUGAAAAAGGAGGACAACAUAGUUUUCAUGUUGAAGGACUUUCACAGCAUCUUCUACGGGACGCAAACGGUAUUCGAGCGCUUUCUCGAGCAAUCAAGAACAUUCUCGACGAUGGUGCUGAUGCACGACUACGAACACUUUGCGGGGCACUGGAUGCAUACCGCGAGACAGUCGUCCGCAACAGAAACGCAGCAAAUGCGCAGAAGGAACGGCAACCUGAAGAUGGACCGGAAUCGUAUACUGGACAACAAGGCAGAAGAUGA